ACUUAAAUAUUCCUCAUUCCUCCGUGCGCUCGUCGGUCAUCGUCGACAGGAUAGCGUUUCAGGGUAGGACUGCUAACAGACGAAAGCCCCUCACAAUGAAGGGAUUUGGCAUCUUCAACGCGUUGCUCAGUGCAAGCAUUAUCUGCCACUCUCUGGCAGCGAUCUUGCACAGGGACGUUGAAGUUGAAAACGGUUACUGCCUAUGGGAGAACCUCCGCAUAUCGAACGGCACCAGUGUGCGCAGUGAAUCCCCUUGUGUCGCUUUCUACUGCAUGGCAGACAAACGCAGCGUCAUCGAGUACAUUUGCGUUGCUUACGGAUCUGAAGAAAUUCUACCGUGCAGAAAUCCAGUUCCAGCUGCAGGAUCAUUCCCUGACUGCUGCAGCCUUGCUUGCAAGGACCAGUCCUAAGAGAAUGCGUACGCUCGACUAACUUCCGCAUACACAAAAUAAAUUCCAUCCACCUAAA
Messenger RNA from Ornithodoros turicata, 468 nucleotides. Its product is annotated as complement inhibitor CirpT2-like. Bases 96 to 410 code for a protein of 104 amino acids. The record is from RefSeq and is a predicted model, not a curated record. Lineage: Eukaryota; Metazoa; Arthropoda; Arachnida; Ixodida; Argasidae. The transcript has 3 exons.